Messenger RNA from Mobula hypostoma (lesser devil ray), 2214 nucleotides. RefSeq names its product YY1 associated factor 2 (gene yaf2). The record is from RefSeq and is a predicted model, not a curated record. Gene Ontology annotation, molecular function: transcription coregulator activity; DNA binding. The coding region runs from base 138 to 686 and encodes 182 amino acids. Lineage: Eukaryota; Metazoa; Chordata; Chondrichthyes; Myliobatiformes; Myliobatidae. The transcript has 4 exons. Gene Ontology annotation, biological process: positive regulation of DNA-templated transcription. Gene Ontology annotation, cellular component: nucleus.
AGGCGAGUCACCGGACAGCUGGGGGCGGCGGGGGGGUGGGAGGGGGAAAUCCAGGCGCUAACAGAGGAGCCCUGAGCCAUUCGGACUGGUUUCAAUAAUAAAUAAUAAAACCAAAACCCGGAGGACUUAACGCUGUUAUGGGAGACAAGAAGAGUCCCACCAGACCCAAAAGGCAGCCGAAGCCUUCCACGGACGAGGGAUACUGGGAUUGUAGCGUUUGUACGUACAGGAACAGCGCAGAGGCUUUCAAAUGCAGUAUGUGUGAUGUCAGGAAGGGCACUUCAACACGGAAGCCUCGCCCAGUGUCUCAGUUGGUUGCCCAGCAAGUAACCCAACAAUUUGCAUCUCCCACGCAACCAAAGAAAGAGAAAAAGGACAAGGGAGAGAAGGAGAAAACGGAGAAAGAAGUUGUCAGUAAAAAGAAAAGUCACAAGAAAAUAAGGCCAAGGUUAAAAAACGUGGACCGGAGCAGUGCACAGCAUUUGGAAGUGACUGUGGGCGAUCUGACCGUCAUUAUCACGGACUUUAAGGAGAAAGUGAGGUCGGCGCCGGCGGCCACCGCGACCUCCAGCUCCACGGCCGAGCAGCACAGCCUGAGCAGUUCGAGCUCUGACAACACAGAGAAAGGCUUGUCCCGGUCAUCGUCGCCUAGGGGUGACGGAUCAGUCAAUGGUGAAUCCCACUAAAGCACCCGCUGACCUGCUCUUCACCACUCCUGCGCUCAAUGGUUCAGUGGACAGCAUCUCUACCAGUUCAGUCCUGGGCACUCAACGUUUCAGUGGGCAAGUCGGCCUGCCUUCAGUUCAGUUUUCAGUGCUUUUUUUUUUAAAUAAUUCCGCAACCAAUCUGGAACUCCUGCACUGUGGCAUGUUUUUGAGUGUAAUUUUCUAUACCUUAGAUUGGGCUGCCUAUGUGAUGUGUUUAAGGACUGAAUUCUGAAAUACUUGGCUUCUGGCAUUCAGAAGUCAAUUGACAGUCGACUGUUUCAGCAACUAAACAAUGUCUGGAAAUGGUUUGCCUGGUUAAGUGCACCUGCUUGUUCUUGGUGUGAGCAAAUAGGAAAAACAUUCUCAAAAACAUUUCUAUAAAUUCUUGCCAACAUCUUGCUUUCCAACACUUGUUAUUUGGAUGGGGGAAAAAUCACUUAGCCAUUAAAAACCACGGCAUUAUAAACACCCUCUGUCAUUCAUUGCAGUAACUUACAGUUUCACGAUGUGGUGCUGGGCUAAUUGACCAGGGUUGACUGAGGUUACAGUCCAUGCUACUUAAGGGCAGCCACUCAGUUAAAGAAUCGAGUUGCUGCCGCAUUUAAGAGGGCAGUCGUUUUGACGCCAUGUCCAACUGGGGAGGGGCACAGGUGCGUAACAUACGUCACCAUGUGCUUCACGCAGUUCCUCUCAGCUGGGUGCUCGCUGCCUCACACAGAAGGCAAAGCAAAACAAGAAAAAUGCUAAUAACUAGAUGCUUAGUAUGUCUAAAAGUAGUUUUAUGAAAUGUGUGGGAAUAGUUUAUGAUGAUGUUGCCAGUUCUGAAAACUUCAAUUAAAGUGUUUUGCUGAUGUUUUGAAUUUGCGACAGUAUUUAUACGUAUUGUUGUAAUAAAAAAAUAUGCAAGAUUACAUUCUACCUUGGGAGCUCGAUUACUUCUGCCUUCUGUGGGAACUGUUACUGCCAAAACCAAGGCUCUCUGGAGAGCUCUGUGUUGAAACAUUCAUAAAGGUGGCUGAAAGAUUAACUAAAAUUUGUUGGAUUUGCUCUCUGAAGCUUAAUUAGUACUGUUUUUCAACCCAGACCUUUUAUGCAUCUCUCCUUAUAGAAACGAUACAAGGAAAAUACCUCACAGUGAUCAGAAAAAUGAAAAUGUUGCAGCAGAUAAAAAUUUAACUAAUUCUUAAGUUUAAUCUUAAAUUGCAUCUCUUUCCAGUAGGCAACUGCCUUUGUUUGAAAAGUAAAAUUAAAUAAUAAGAGUUAGUGGGUGAUAGAGUAAGGAAGGCCAAGCAGAUGAUGUGUGAUGUCAGACACCUGUCCAAUCUGAGAGGCAAUGAGUGGCGUAGAUUGUAUUUUCAGGUGUAGGUCUUUGAUACGGAUAUCAAAUUAUAGAUUGUUUUACAUGAUGAGAUUUUUAUAUCCUUUCAGGAAAAACUCGGUGUUCAUGCUGAUAUGUGUAGUGUUUGGUAUAUAUUUGAUUUUAUCGGAAAAGCAACUCACAAUUAAA